This is a messenger RNA of Kogia breviceps (pygmy sperm whale), 1902 nucleotides long. It is a transcript of the gene CCDC185, whose product is annotated as coiled-coil domain containing 185. Lineage: Eukaryota; Metazoa; Chordata; Mammalia; Artiodactyla; Physeteridae. The record is from RefSeq and is a predicted model, not a curated record.
AUGGAGGGCUUCGGCCGCUUCUCCCCGCGGCCUCACUCGGACCUCUGGGAGGCCCCGCCUCCCCGCAAGGAGCGCACAUCCUCGGCGCGGCUGGGCGGGUCAGGGCCGCAGGGCGAGCAGGGCCCGUGCUCCCGGGCCCGGAUUCUCCUCGAGGGGAGCGAGGCCGCGGCGCCCUGGCCGCACCUGCGCUGCUCACCCACCCCGCGGCCCCGCUGGCGCCGGUACCCGGACUUAACGCCUGAAAGCCGCAGCCUGACCGACGUGGCCCGGAGGCCCCUGGGCCACGCCAGGAAGCACCGGCCCAGCAUCCGGCGCCUGGAAGACGCCUGGGGGGAGACAGGUACCAAGCUCCUGGAGCACAGAGGCAGCCCGGCCAGCCCAGCCAGCCCGGCCUGGCAGCAGCAGCCCCAGCUGCCACCUCAACAGCCUCAGCCCUGCCAGCACUACCCUCCGACCCCGGGAGAUGCGCCCCCACCUUACCCGCAGGGAGCUUACACUCGCCCGAGUGGAACUUUCGGGGUAGAAAAGGUGCAGAGCGGAGACCAGUGGGCAGUGCCGGCCUGCAGAGGUCUCGGUCACCGGUCCCUUUACUCGGUUCACACGAAGAAGUGUUCUGUGCCCUCCAGAGAGUUCGGGACGCAGUCAGGUUGCGUGUACAUCCGGAAAAGAUACCGUAAUGAUCCGGUGUUGUCAUUAGCCAGCCAGUACUCCCAGCCCUCGCUCCCCAGCAAGGCGAUGCACAACGAGCACACCCAGAUCCUCAAGAACAUGCUGGAAGAGGGAGUAAUGUCCUCCAGCGACCUUAAGAUUGUGGCCCUGGUGCUGACCUGGCUCAAAAAGGCCCGGAGGGUGCGGGAACUAAAGCAGCAGGCGGCUCUAGCCUGGGAGGAGCUGAAGCGCUCAGACCAGAAGGUCCAGUUGACCCUAGAGACAGAGCGCAAGCUGCUGCUGCAGCAGAGCCAGGAGCAGUGGCCGCAGGAGAAGGAGAGACACAAGGCUCGCCUGAGCCGGGAGCAGCGUGUCCGACGGCGGGACAGGCAAGCAACGAUCUGGCAGGAGAGCAGCUGGAAGGCGCAGCUAGAGGAACAAGAGGACCAGCGCCAGGAGAAGCCGGAAGGGGCCCCCUCUGAGACCGAGACCAAGCACGGGAAGCAGUACCUGCAGGUGCAGCAGCGCCUGCAGCAGCACGAGAGGAUGAUGCAGGACCUGCAGGAGCGGAACAUCCUGCAGCUGCAGAAGAGGCUGAAGCAGGCCCGUCUCAAGAAGCAUGUGCACAUCGCGGAGGGCCAGAAGAAGAUCCAGGAGACCAAUCUGAGCUCCCUAGUCAAUUUCCAGGCCCAGAAGGUCCUCAUGAACUGCCAGGCCAAGGCUGAGGAGCUCCUUCGGAAGCUGUCCCUGGAACAGAGUUCCCAGUGGUCCCGAGAGACCCCCCGGAGCCUGAUUAAGGAGCAUCCCUGGGAGCCGAAGGAGAAGGUCAAGGAGGAGGAGGGGCAGUGCCAGCAGGUCAAGCGGGACGCGGUAGAGUCCGAGGGGCUGAGGAAAGAGCACAAACGGCUGUCCGUGGGGCUCGCGGACCAGAAGCUCCUGCAGACCAGGAGUAACGUCCACAAGAAUAUCAGUGACAAGGUGAGGCACAUCCCGGGGCUCACCAUCCUGCGGGGGGAGAAUCAUCACGUCCUGAAGCUGAAAGCCGAGAAGGAGGAAAAGUGCCACAUCGAGGGCAUUAAGGAAGCCAUUAGGAAAAAGGAGCAAUCUCGAGAGAAAGGUGCAGCCUUCGGUGACUUCCAGAAGAUCUCCAGGGCCUCGAAGACAGACAACGUGAGAAAGUUUGCCAACAACUUCUUUGAUGCGAUAGGGCGGGAGGCACAGGUUCGAGCUGGGCAGCAGGGAGGAGGCCACUGA